This is a messenger RNA of Aspergillus saccharolyticus JOP 1030-1, 2606 nucleotides long. RefSeq names its product SAE2 C-terminal domain-containing protein. Lineage: Eukaryota; Fungi; Ascomycota; Eurotiomycetes; Eurotiales; Aspergillaceae. Gene Ontology annotation, biological process: DNA repair. Bases 165 to 2348 code for a protein of 727 amino acids. The record is from RefSeq and is a predicted model, not a curated record. The transcript has a single exon.
CAGCAUCUGCUUUUAUUUCUCCUUCACCUCCAUACUUGUACCUCAAUGCACUGAUCAAUCAACUAGAUACGCUUGACAGUGAAACUGUUGUUCGCUAUCUCUUAACUUUUUGAAAAUACCACUCAUAUGCUCACCACAUCCGCAAGUCGAUACUGCCUUUGGUGAUGGAAGCCAUCAAAACGCUUCGGUCUUCUCUUGCGCGGGCACUGGAGAGCAGCUUCGAUGAGGCCUUAAAAAAUGCGACUGCUGAGAUAUCCUGUUCGGACAUUAGCGUGAAGUCAGCCGAAGAAAAGGCUAUCAAUGCAGCGAAAGAACGAACUGAGGCUAUGAAAGAGCUGAAAACGCUGAAAGAUGCGGUCGCUCUCUUACAUGAAGAGUUACGCCUUACCGGUUCCGAAUCUGUAGACGGUAAAGCUUUUGCGAGGAACCUUCAGGAUUUCGAGGCAACAUAUGCGCCAAAUCAGGUUCUAGAUAAUCUGAAUCAUACCUCUAAUGCUGAGUCAUCUGACCUCAAAACUGUUGGCGAAGCGUAUACUGCACUAUAUAAGGAGGCACAGGAACUCGUAAAGGCUUCAUGCGAGCUCAGAAAACAACUCAAACGAUAUAAAGGAAAGUGGAAUAUCUGGCAAAAGUGCCUCGAGCAAGAUAGAUUCACUUUAGUACUUGACGAAACAGCAGUUGAAUUCAAAUGCACAAGGAAGGUCUUCAUCGGCAGUCAGAGACCGCUGAGCAGAAAGCCAUCCAGUUCUGUUCCUAUCUCAGGCUCGAGCGAUUUUUGUGUCGCGGAUCAAGCCACGAACUACAGAGAUAAGGCCCACAGAACACACCAUCCCGAUGUUGCUGAUUCAGAGAAUGGCACCCGGAGCGCGUGCGACGGCUCGCUUAGACUGUCAUCAGCGCAAAACACACCAAUACCUCCGGAUUGCUCCGGAAAUGAGGAAAUCAUUCAAACGACCCAGGUCAUGACUUCGACGACGAGAUUGUCAGAAUCCGAGUUCAUUACAAGGCAAGGCGCCCAAGAUACUCUCCUAGCUUGGCAUCCAAACCUGAUUGUAGGUGCAAAGGAAGGGUUAUCAAGUUUCACUGUGACCGAAACCAGAGGUAUGUAUCCAAGCCAGACGUUCAAAGCAUUGUCACCUGGUGGAAUCAUCGGUACCCAGGAUCUGGACGAAGUGGGCAGUGCUGUUGCAACCCCCAGGAAGCGGAGGAAGGUCCGAGAUGGCGAAGGGCAAGGCGUUCUCUCUACAACCGCAACCAAAAAUGACUUAGUUCAAGACGCACGUUCACCACUGCCACUAUUCUCGGCCUCGCCGAAAAGAUCAACUGUGCUGCAGCCUGUUGAUGAUACCCUCAGAGUCGAGUUAUCUGCGCGACCGCCGCACAACUUUCAAGAAGUAGCUUCAGCACGGCUUCCAAGUGGCUACAUUUCUUCAAUUUUGGAAGAUGGUGAUGAAAGGAUUUCUAGUCCACCUCCAAGAAAGUUGCAUGGAACAAACGGCCAAGGAGCCUCAGGCUUUCCUUUAAGCGAGGAAACCGGAGCUAUUGGUCAAAGACUGCAUAGUCUGCUCGAAGCACGAUCAUCUGCCAGAUUGAAGUUGCAAGGGCAUGUGGACGUUUCUGAUCGCGUUACGAAACGACGAUCCCUCAUCGAGACGGAGGAAACAUCCACACCGUGUGGCGAUCACGAGCGCUCUUCUCAAGAAGCAGAAAAGUUCCAGAAAUGUUUUACUAACGAGACUCGGGCUACCAAUAAUCUCAAUACUAUCAUUUCGCCUUUGAAAGACGUUACAACGAAUCCCGCUAGAAGUUCUCUAAGAGCAAUGCCACUACAACAUCUUAAGCUCGGAGAUUUUAAAAUCAACACCGAUUCCAAUCAAGGCCAUGAUUUCGCCUUUCACAGCGUCGUUCGAAAAAAGGAUGAGGUGAAGUGUGUCAAGGGUUGCACGCGCUACAACUGCUGUGGAAAGGAUUUUCUUGAUCUGGCACGACUAAACGGCCUCCCGGCAGAUGCAGCAGGGUCAAGUGAGGAACGUGAGUUUAAUGAUCAGAAUGUCAUUGCGGAAUAUCUUGGUGACGAAGAGCAUGAGCUUGAGAGCUUGAGACUGGAAGACCGGAAUUAUCUCCUACAAGAAGCAAAGGCGUGGGUGCUAGCCAAUCAAUUUGGCAAACACAGGCAACGGCAUCAACGUGCCGGGUCACCGCCUGGAUUCUGGCGUACUGAUAUGCCUAGCACGCAAGAAUUAGCCCGCGACCAUGAGGAGGCUGAAAAGUGUGAGAGAGGCUUGGUGAAACACAGGUACAGAGAAGCAAUGCGUCCCGGCGGGCUGUGGAAAUUUGCGGAUGAAUGAGCGUAUACAAUAGAUGCAUGAUAGGAUUAAGCCUUCAUUUAUACUCAGUCCGAAAAUAUCCAUAGCAUCCGUGGCAUGUCUGAUGGUUGAUUUUGUCAUGCUAGAAUCAAUCAAGCUAUGAUGCUUCGUGGUCACUUUGCGCGAAGAGCAUUAUGGGUGUUCUGAGGAUAUGCCAAGGAUUUCCGGCUCAGCUGAACCUCGGCAUACAGAGCGAUGAUUGUAUGAUUUCUUGGCAGACGCGGCACACGUGUCUUAGGG